AGCGACAGCACGCCGGACAUCAUUCCCAAACGCGCCUGCGCAAAUGCGCCAAAGUCUAGCGGCGCGAGCGGCUCGAGUUCUACCUUGCGCGGCCGUGAUCGGCUUUCCCACAGUAACCCGUAGUGAUUGGUGCUCUUCUCUAUGGUCCAUCCGCCCCAUCAGGGAUAGGAAGACAAAUUACUACAUUUGCGUAGUUAAGACCACGUGAGCAGUCUGCUGGGGUAACGGGAUCGCGCCGCCCAAGAUGGCGGUGACGCGGUACCGGCGCUUCUUGAAGCUUUGCGAGGAGUGGCCCGUGGAGGAAAGCAAGCGUGGGCGUGACUUGGGCACUUUAUUGCGGCAGCGAGUGGCUCAAGCCUUCCGGGAGGGAGAGAACACGCAGAUUGCUGAUCCAGUGACUUGUGAUGAAAUGUAUGAGAGUCUAGCUAGAAUCCAUACCAACUAUUAUAAAAACAAGUAUCCACGCUUGAAAGAUACCAGCUUCACUGGAGUGACAGUGGAAGAAUGCAAGAUGGUCCUUGCAUCAGAUAGUUUGAAACAGAUGGAAGAAGCAAAUAAAGGAAAAUGGACCAAACUGCGUGAGAAAUUCUCUGCCAAGCUUCCUGAAGAGGAUUCCAAGUGAUAAUUUUAGUGUUUAUAAGUCACUGUAUUUUGCCUGUAUAGAUAAACCUUCUUAAAACAGUGUGUUCUUCACUUACAAA
This is a messenger RNA of Heteronotia binoei (common prickly gecko), 701 nucleotides long. Its product is annotated as ubiquinol-cytochrome-c reductase complex assembly factor 2. The record is from RefSeq and is a predicted model, not a curated record. The transcript has 4 exons. Gene Ontology annotation, cellular component: mitochondrial matrix. Bases 245 to 622 code for a protein of 125 amino acids. Gene Ontology annotation, biological process: mitochondrial respiratory chain complex III assembly. Lineage: Eukaryota; Metazoa; Chordata; Lepidosauria; Squamata; Gekkonidae.